UGUCUUAUGAAUCCUGCACUCAAAUACGCUCCUCUGUACCAAUACAAUGUCAGCUAGCAACAACAAGCGAUCGACCAGCGAAGAUUGGCAGAAAGGCAAUGAAGGGCCUUCUAGAUCUUCAAAACGCGUCCGGUUUGGUGGUGGAAGAGGCAGGGAAGGUUCAAUCGAUUCGCUCGAAGAGAUUGAUGAUUCAGAUCUUUUGGAGACGCGUAAGACAAGACGAGGGGGUGUCACUGUAGUCGAGUAUGGCUCGGGAGGGGAAAGCAGCGACGAUGAAGCAAUGGAUCUCAAGAAGAAAAAGACACCCGUUGAUGAGAUUUUCACUGCAGAAGGUGGAGAAGCUAUUACUGUGGAAGAAGAAGAGGAAGACAUGUUUGCAGAUCCAGAUGAAAUUGAACGACGAAAGAUCGAAAAGAAAAGGAAGGCUGCCUUGAGUGGCAAAGGCAAGAGCAAGGCGUUUGACCGGUCCGAAAUCGAGGGCGAGGACUUGGACUUGAAUGUACUGGAUGAAAAUGAGUUUGACUCUGAAGGCAAUCCGAAGAUUGAGGCAUUGAAUAUGAAAGCUGAAUUAGAGGAAGGAGAGAUUGAUGAGAAUGGCAAUUUUGUCCGUAAGCUCGACCCAGAGCGCUUUCAUGAUGUGUGGCUCGAGGGCGUCUCUAGGAACGAGAUCGAAGCAGCACGAGUGGCUCACGAACGUAAAUUAAAGCAAGCGCAGACCGAGGAAAAGGAGGAAGCAGCCAAAGCCAUGUCAAAGGAAGAUAUUUAUCUAGAGCUGGUGAACAUAUUAAGGCCAUCAGAGACAGUCAUUGAAGCGCUGCAACGGCUUGGCGGAGGCAAAAAGGCGGGGUCAAAGGGCGCCAAGAACCACCCUAAGAAGAAGGGCUGGCAGAAGAACAAAGCCAUGGACGAAGAUGUGCCUGAAACUUCUGUUGUCUCGCCAGAUGUUGAGGGGGAUAAGAGGAAAAAGCUGAUUGAGAAACUGACCGACCUCAGCGAUCGAAUGAUGGCUAUGGGUCACUUUGAUAUCUAUGAGGAGACAUAUGAGCAGAUAGUCAGGUUACUACGAAAGGUGGAUAUCAUUGCUGAUGAUUGGGAAGUCGGGACACCAGUUUUGAAGCCGGGAGAACAGGCACAGGCUAUGCUGGAGGAUGAUCCGUUAUUUGCUAGCACCGUCAGCUGGGAAUAUAAAUGGGCAAAUCCGUCCGAAGAUCAGGAUGCCGAUGAAAUUUUCGGGCCCUUUUCUGGAGCAGAAAUGAAAUCUUGGAAUGAUCAGGGCUUCUUUAGCCAAGGGAUUCUGGCCCGAAGGGUUGGCGACAGUACUUUCGAGCCAGGUCCCUCUAUCAUAUUUGAAUAGAUCUUUUUUUUUUAUAAUCUGCAGCAUACAUUUUUUAUUUGCUGUAAAAAUUUAUGCUUCGCCUAAACUAAGGGCAGGUAUUUAUAAGGGUUCAUGAUACCAUUAGGAUCGAUCAGCUGCUUGAACCGUCUCAUCAACUGGAUCAUGGAUGGGGACUUUGAGUAAUGCAGAUGAUUGUUCUUUGACAAACCCAAACCAUGUUCAGCAGAAAUGGAUCCAGCGUGUCUCGCUAUAAACAGGAGGGGAGGUAAUUAUGAGUCGUGAGAGGACGAGACAAAAGAUGCCGAAGCGUCAGUCAUAAUAGCUUACCUGUCCAUUCGAAGAUGUAUGGCU
Lobosporangium transversale is the source of this 1687-nucleotide messenger RNA. RefSeq lists its product as hypothetical. Bases 47 to 1354 code for a protein of 435 amino acids. Gene Ontology annotation, cellular component: U5 snRNP. The record is from RefSeq and is a predicted model, not a curated record. The transcript has a single exon. Gene Ontology annotation, molecular function: protein binding. NCBI's taxonomy places the organism in Eukaryota, Fungi, Mortierellomycota, Mortierellomycetes, Mortierellales, Mortierellaceae.